This is a messenger RNA of Indicator indicator, 3674 nucleotides long. RefSeq names its product caseinolytic mitochondrial matrix peptidase chaperone subunit X (gene CLPX). The transcript has 14 exons. Gene Ontology annotation, molecular function: ATP binding; zinc ion binding; protein dimerization activity. Bases 1 to 1893 code for a protein of 630 amino acids. Lineage: Eukaryota; Metazoa; Chordata; Aves; Piciformes; Indicatoridae. Gene Ontology annotation, cellular component: mitochondrial matrix. The record is from RefSeq and is a predicted model, not a curated record. Gene Ontology annotation, biological process: protein catabolic process; proteolysis.
AUGUCCGCCUGCCACAGUUGCGCCGCUGCUGCCCGCCUUCUGGGCUCCACGCUGCCCUCUGCGCGGAGAGGUAUUACUUGUGGUCGUACACGCAUCCCUGUUUUAGGAAAACUUGGGACUUUUGAAACUUGUUCCCUACGACGAAUUCCUCUCAGAAACUUUUCAGAAACACCAGCGUACUUUGCUUCAAAGGAUGGUGCAAGCAAGGAGGGUUCUGGAGACGGAAACAAGAAGUCUGUCAGUGAAGGGGGUGGUAAAAAAUCAAGCUCUGGAAACUCUGGGAAAGGAGGGAACCAGCUGCGCUGCCCGAAGUGUGGUGACUUGUGCACACAUGUGGAGACCUUUGUGUCUUCCACCCGUUUCGUGAAGUGUGAAAAGUGUCAUCAUUUCUUUGUGGUCCUGUCAGAGGCAGACACGAAAAAGAGCAUCAUUAAAGAGCCUGAGUCAGCAGCAGAAGCUGUGAAAUUGGCAUUCCAGCAGAAGCCGCCACCUCCACCGAAGAAGAUUUAUAACUACCUCGACAAAUAUGUUGUUGGUCAGUGUUUUGCCAAGAAGGUGCUUUCGGUUGCUGUGUACAAUCAUUACAAGAGAAUCUACAAUAAUAUCCCAGCUAACCUGAGACAGCAAGCAGAAGUUGAAAAGCAGACUUCUCUAACACCAAGAGAAUUAGAAAUCAGAAGACGGGAGGAUGAGUACAGAUUUACAAAGCUACUGCAAAUUGCUGGAAUCAGUCCACAUGGAAAUGCUUUAGGAGCAUCAAUGCAGCAACAAAUGAACCAGCAGAUACCUCAGGAAAAACGGGGAGGAGAAGUAUUAGAUUCAUCCAAUGAUGACAUAAAACUUGAAAAAAGUAAUAUUUUGCUGCUUGGACCAACUGGAUCAGGUAAAACCUUGCUGGCUCAGACUCUAGCUAAAUGCCUAGAUGUCCCUUUUGCCAUCUGUGAUUGUACUACCUUGACUCAAGCUGGCUAUGUUGGUGAAGACAUUGAAUCUGUCAUUGCAAAACUCCUGCAAGAUGCCAACUACAAUGUUGAAAAAGCUCAGCAAGGAAUUGUUUUUCUGGAUGAAGUAGAUAAGAUUGGCAGUGUUCCCGGUAUUCAUCAGUUACGGGAUGUUGGAGGAGAAGGUGUUCAACAAGGCUUGCUAAAACUGCUGGAAGGCACAAUAGUAAACGUUCCAGAAAAGAAUUCUCGUAAACUACGCGGAGAAACGGUGCAAGUUGACACAACAAACAUCCUCUUUGUAGCUUCUGGUGCUUUUAAUGGCCUUGACAGAAUUAUCAGCAGGAGGAAAAAUGAAAAAUAUCUAGGAUUUGGCACACCAUCUAAUAUGGGAAAAGGCAGAAGAGCUGCAGCAGCAGCUGAUCUUGCCAAUAUCAGUGGAGAGUCUGAUCCACAUGAAGAUAUUGAAGAAAAGGAUCGUUUGCUGCGUCAUGUGGAAGCCAGAGAUCUCAUUGAGUUUGGCAUGAUUCCAGAGUUUGUGGGACGUUUGCCUGUGGUGGUUCCCCUGCACAGCCUAGAUGAGAAGACCCUUGUACGGAUUCUUACUGAGCCACGCAACGCUGUGGUUCCUCAGUACCAGGCACUCUUCAGCAUGGACAAGUGUGAGUUAAAUGUAACUGAAGAUGCAUUGAAGGCUAUUGCCAGACUGGCCCUGGACAGGAAAACUGGUGCAAGAGGUCUUCGAUCUAUAAUGGAAAAGCUGCUGUUGGAGCCUAUGUUUGAAGUGCCCAAUUCUGACAUUGUAUGCGUGGAAGUUGACAAAGAUGUUGUAGAAGGCAAAAAAGAGCCAGGAUACAUUAGGGCUCCCACUAAAGAUUCAUCUGAAGAAGAGUAUGACUCUGGCGUUGAGGAAGAAGGCUGGCCUCGACAAGCAGAUGCUGCAAAUCAUUAAACACUGUCAGAAUGCUCUGGGUUAUGUCCUUACGGUUGCCUCUGGUGAUACUAAAGGCAUUGGAUCUCUCUCAGAUAUGUGAUGAGGAACUUCCUUAGAUAAAUCAGAUGCUGUAUUUUAUUGCAACAUCACUUUGAUUUAUUUGCUGGACAUUGUGUGGACUCGGAUGGCAUAAUGUUCAAAUAUGAAUUGUAUAUUAUACUUGUUCAAUUAAUGUAUAGCAGAUCUGGCAGCACCUGGAUUGCUCCUUCUAGACCCUAAGCCAGCAAUGUGGGUGCUGCCAAUAGUAUGAUUUUACAACAACGUUACUCUACAAAUGGGAAGUCAAGAUUAAUAAUUAGUAGAGGGUGAAUUAAACUAUUAGCUCCUCGUAUGCCUCACAGGGGGUUACUUUCAGGUCAGUGUUAGAUUUCUGCUGGUGGGUGCUGGAGUGACUUGUUACAUUCUUGGGAAGUGGGAGGGGAAACCCUUGUUGCAGCAGGGUUUGGGAAAAACUGGGACACACUUUGACACUGCUGAGAAAAUGUGACACUAGUUUCUUGCAGGAAUUUGAAUGCAAUAUCAAAUGAUAUCCUUUCCUUCACCUCUCCAUCAGGAGUAAGUUUCAGUCACCUUGAAUACAGUGAUAGAAGGUGAAGUCAGCAAAUUGCUGAGGGGUGAACAGGAUUUCCAGGAAGUGGUAAGCCAUCGGAAUUCGGACAAGAAGUCAACAUUAGAUUUUUAAUGUUCUAAUAUAGCACAUAUUGUUUAACAUAUUGGAACUAUCAUGCAUCAAUUUUUUGGUGCCAGGUAUUUGCCCAACCUAUCUUAUAAUGUUAAGAGAUGAAUGAAGUAAAUGUAUGAUAUUUUUGAUGUAAUCAGUAGUAAUUGUGCACAUGACAGUGCUUUAAGUUAUAAGCUUAAUCCUAGUCUUGCAUCUUGUGGAGGUGUCUUUCUUUUUGUUUUUUAGUCACUGCAAAGCAAUCUUCCCUUUUCUGUUCUACACCACAACUAACUCAAUUCUUGUAGGAAAUUCUCUGAGAAAAAGAAAAGAAAACCAGCCCCAAACCAACAACCCCCUCCCCCAAACCAAUGCUAAAGGACCUGUAUGGUUUUGUUCCAGGAAUUAAAAUCAUUGCAUACAACUUUUGUUUUGUUCUUUAGUGAUACGUGGACUUAAGUUUUGCUGACUCUUACUUCCUACAAUUUGAAUUCAAGCUAUUUAAAAUAAAACUUUCCUCAUUCUUUUCAGGCUAGUUGAUGUUUUAGGACAGGAAAGGACACUGCAAGUGUGUUAACCCUAUUUUUGUUUUUAAUCUGUCAUGUAAAUUUUAUGUAAUACUUGUGUUCUUCCCCAGAAGCAGUGUGAUGUGCAUUUGUAGUCAGGUGCAACAGAUAUUUCCCUUAGGAUUUCAGGUUAGAUGACCCACUAAUGGUUCAGAUCAAACUGCAUUUGAAGCUGAGGAUAUUUCUAGGAGAAGCUUCAUCCCCUCACAAUGGGAAUCUGUGGUGAACUAUCUGUGACUGCAUCCUUACUUUUCCUUUUUGUAGAGUGAAUGAAAUAUAAUUGCUUUUAAUUCUGACUCCUUUACUUCAACCCUUUUUUAAAUGGAUUGGAAAAAAAAAAAAACAAACCUGACAUUUUAGGUGAAACUGUUCAACAACUUGGUUUUGAAAGUUGUUUGGAAUUAUGUAACCAAGAACUGUUUUUAAGGAAACAAAAUGCUGUGUAACUACAGUUUGUACCACACCUCUGGCGUUUGAAUAAAACAAAUCGACUCUUCAAGCAGCGGAGAGUUGUA